CUGGUGCGGUAUAUACGAUCCGCGCACCCCCACACACCUGGCGCUUCUCUCCCUCCCUGUCCCACCUCACCUCUUGCUUCUCGCGUUCGCGUCCGUGUCGCAUCGCGCGUGAGAUCGGGGAGUUUGCGGUGGCGUUGUUCCGGUGGUUGUCGGCGACGAGGCGCGGGGCUUAGGCUUCCCACUCUCGGAUCCACGGCCUGUCCCAUGGGAUCCGACGGCUUCGCCGUCGCCGCGACCGCGUGUCCCGCCGCCGCCGAGGCCUUCGCCAAGUACUGCGGUAUUGUAUCAGGAUGUACAAAUGCUAAGACAAGACAAGGACUGGUUGAGCUUUCACAAGCUAUAGGUGGAAUCGAAGGACUGUGGGAUGCAAUAUUUGCUGAUAUUCCCAAACUCAUGCCAUUUAUCGAUUUAGAGGACGUGAGCCUAUUCAAUUUCUUCUAUGAUUUUGCCUUCUUCAUUUGUCGUGAAAAUGGGCAAAAGAGUAUCACCAUUCAGAGAGCUGUGGCAGCAUGGAGGAUUGUUCUAAAUGGAAGGUUCCGGUUGCUUGAUCGGUGGUGUAACUUUGUAGAGAAGUACCAACGUCACAACAUAUCUGAGGAUACCUGGCAGCAGCUGCUAGCUUUCAGCAGGUGUGUAAAUGAAGAUCUGGAAGGUUAUGACCCGAGAGGUGCCUGGCCUGUUCUGAUUGACGAUUUUGUAGAGCAAAUGCACAGAAUUUAUCACUACAGUGACUGCAGCAGUCCGAUGGAAUCACAAUGUAGCAUUUCCAGUACAUUCAGAGGACUGGAUCUUUUACCUGGAUCAAAGAGGAAAUGCCGUACUCACUUUAACCCCAAUGAGGAUGUAGAGCUUUCAGAUAGCUUUACACGCUCUGUCCAUCUGACACCGUUGAAGCGACUGAAGGAGAGUUCUGGCACUAGAUAUGGAGUCUGGGAAUCCCACCAAGGUACCCCUUUCUCUAAUAGUUCAUCAUACUACUGUGAGGAUACGAAUUUACAAAACUCAAGAGGUUGUCUUCAGAACUCGCCUUGUAUUGGUGAGGAUACCUUGUCGAAAGGGUUUGAAGGUUGCAUUUCAAUGAAGUGCUCCUUUUAAUAUAAUCACGAAUGCACAGGUUAGUCAAUUAAUGACAGUCCAUAAACUUCAUUCAUUCGCUUGUAACGCCACCGCCAUUCUGUAUGUGUAUUUAGUCAAUUUUCCAGCCGUGACAUAAAUUGUUUUGUACCUGAAUGAUGCUUUUACGCAUUUCGAGAUAAGUAUAUGACAUUAUUGUAA
Molecule: messenger RNA, 1275 nt
Organism: Phragmites australis (common reed)
Lineage: Eukaryota; Viridiplantae; Streptophyta; Magnoliopsida; Poales; Poaceae
Product: defective in cullin neddylation protein AAR3-like
Exons: 9
Coding region: 205-1095 (296 amino acids)
Biological process (GO): protein neddylation; positive regulation of ubiquitin-protein transferase activity
Cellular component (GO): ubiquitin ligase complex
Molecular function (GO): ubiquitin conjugating enzyme binding; cullin family protein binding; ubiquitin-like protein binding
Source: RefSeq, a predicted model, not a curated record